Messenger RNA from Cadophora gregata, 1179 nucleotides. RefSeq lists its product as uncharacterized. The coding region runs from base 1 to 1179 and encodes 392 amino acids. The record is from RefSeq and is a predicted model, not a curated record. Lineage: Eukaryota; Fungi; Ascomycota; Leotiomycetes; Helotiales; Ploettnerulaceae. The transcript has 5 exons.
AUGCAGUUCACAACUGUUGCUUCUCUCGGCCUUUUCGCCGCCUUGGCCUCUGCUAGCCAGCAUGUUCCUGAACACUUCUACCAACGUCGUCAAUACAACACCAGUGUCCCAUCCACCACUCUGACCGUCUACGCAACCCAGGUGUACACAAUCACCAGCUGCGCCGCAACAGUCACUAACUGCCCAGCUGGGCAGGUCAUCACCAGCACUGUCGCUGCAUACACAACUGUUUGCCCAGUUGCACAGGCCUCAUCCGCCAGCGCUGCUGUUCUCUCUUCCUACUCCGCUCUAGCCUCCAACACCGCAAAGGGCCCCGUUUCAACCCCCAAGGGAACUGGAUACCCAACCAAUCCAUACCCAACCACCAAGGGCGAGGUUGUCUACCCAACUGCCAGCGGAUCUGAGAGCGUUGUUUUGACCUACACCCUUGGAUCAGGAACCUCUACCACUGUUGUUACUACCACCAUCAAGCACACUCAGACUGCUACCGUUUACGCUACCAAGCCAGGAUCCCCGGAAGAGUCUGGACAAGCCAUUGCUGGUGUCCUAGAUUCGCUCGAUGAGCUGACCACCACCAUCACUGGAACCUCCACCAGCACCCGCUACGUCACUGUUGUCCCAGCUGCAUCUGCCGGUGGAUUCCAGGGUAUUGCCGGCUCUGCUCAGUGUGUCCCAGUUACCGUCACUGUCACCCAAGCUCCUGUAACCGUCACCUUCACCGCCCCAGCUUACCCAACCAACACCGGCGCCAACUAUGGCGACGUUACCAAUGCCCCAAGUGCCAAGAGCGUCCCAACUGAGUCUGCACCCAACAGCGAGAUUGUCUCCUUGAGCACCGCUACCGUUAUCCCAGUCCCAUACUCCACUGGUGCCCCAUACGGAAACGCCACCAUCUCCACCAAGACAAAGAAGUGCUCUUCCGUCUUCCCAUCCGGCGCUGCCAUCCCAACUGGAGGCUACUCAGUCAAGCCAGUUGAGUCCUCCAAGACAAAGACGAAGUGCUCUUCCGUUUUCCCAUCCGGCGCUGCCAUCCCAACUGGAGGCUACUCAGUCAAGCCAGUUGAGUCCUCCAAGACAAAGACGAAGUGCUCUUCCGUUUUCCCAUCCGGCGUUGCCAUCCCAACUGGAUACCUAGUCAAGUCUGAGUCUGCUGCCCCGAGCACCCCCUCCAGCGCCUAG